This is a messenger RNA of Cuscuta europaea, 1541 nucleotides long. The record is from the annotation of a GenBank genome assembly. Lineage: Eukaryota; Viridiplantae; Streptophyta; Magnoliopsida; Solanales; Convolvulaceae.
UCCCAGCCCAAUACUUUCCACCCAACCCGUUACUCUUCCUUUGCCAAGUGGAUAUCGGAAUUCUCACAGUCGACCACACAUGUUCGUAGCAAGCAGAGCGACUCUCAUGUGAAGACAACGAAUCCGGCGACCACAGCCAGACUCCGGCGACGGUAAUUCGAUGACUCAACCUCUGACGCCUCUGUUGACUCGGCCACCUAAUUCAUCUUCUUCUCCUUUCUUUGUUGUUCACAACGAUGAUCUGCGACGAAGUUCAAGAUCUAGAACUCCAUCGUCUUCUACAUCGAUUCCCCGACGACGGAUGCUAUUGAUGACGACGAUACCUUGGGGGCGGGGUGGUGGCGGUUCAUUGGCAAGGCGGUGGUGGCGUUGGGCUGGGGCUGGAGUAUGGGGAGGCGGACUGGAGAGAGCACUAGGGCAGGGGAAGGGGCGAUGGCUGGGGGCGUGGGUCUGGACAGGGGUUGUUGCUGGGUUGAGAAAAGGCUGGGGAGUGGUGACAGAAGUUGGUUGUGACCGGAGUUGAGGUCUGGUGGUGAACGGGAGUUGAGGUCUGGUGGUGGCCGGGAGUUGAGGUCUGGUGGUGGCCGGGAGUUGAGGUCCGGUGGUGACCGGGAGUUGAGGUCCGAUGGUGUCGGGGAGUUAAGGUCUGGUGGCUGGUGGUGACCAGUAGCGGAGACGACAUGUCACGGUGGAGGUGUCAUUUUGACCGUAGGCCGUGUCACUGUGACGACGUCACUAUGGCGGCGUCACUGUGGCCGGUGGUGGUCUCUGGCCGGUGGGUGUUAACCGGUGGGAGGAGUUUGUGGAUGUCAAUAUGUCUCUGUCACUGAGGGUAGUGUCAUUGUAUUAGUGUCACAUGAGGGAUGCAACUAUAUAUUUGUCACUGUGACACGGGUGUCAGCGGUGGUAGCGACAUUCGACUGAAAAUGGGCAGUGACAUGAAUAGUUCUUUGUCACUUUAUUUUACUCACAUUUUUGUCCAAAUUUAAAAAAUUGUCACAUUUUUGUCCAAAUUCAAGAGUGGUCACAUUUUUGAAAAUCAGUAAUAUUCAGUAAAUGGAGGUAAUAAUCUUAAGAUUAUCAGAUGGAGGUAUCUAUAAUAUAAUUAAAUUACUUGAAUAAAAAGAAACGUAAAUUGAUGGAGUAUAUGGGUCUGAGCCCCCGGACCCACAUACUCGGAAGAACAGAAAGCACAAAACAACAGAGUGGCGCCCUCGUCGGCCAAGACGCCCCCGUCGGCCGAAAAGGGGCCAACUCGGAUUAUGGUCCUGAGUCCAAGGAACCUGGGUGCCCUCGUCGGCCGUGCCCUCGUCGUCCACGCCCUCGUCGGCCACGAAGACCUCACAGAAUCGGAUUUUAUACUUACUCAUUUGUACAGCCCAUUAGUGGCUUUGUAUUCAGCCCAGUAGCGGUCCAGUUGUAAAUGGGCCUCCCAAGCUCAAGACUUGGGAGCCCAGCUCUAAUUUUCUCUAUAAAUACUCCCUUUGGGAGUAGUUAUGGGGGUGACAAAUUCAUUCUAUUGAAGCAUAUUAUUGCACUUC